Molecule: messenger RNA, 787 nt
Organism: Enhydra lutris kenyoni (northern sea otter)
Lineage: Eukaryota; Metazoa; Chordata; Mammalia; Carnivora; Mustelidae
Product: huntingtin interacting protein K
Exons: 5
Coding region: 56-373 (105 amino acids)
Biological process (GO): protein stabilization; negative regulation of apoptotic process
Source: RefSeq, a predicted model, not a curated record
ACCGGAAGUCUUCGUGAGUGGGGCGGGGCCUGUGCAGCGGCACAGUGGGAUCGAUAUGGCUACCGAGGGCGAUGUGGAGCUGGAGUUGGAGACGGAGACCAGCGGCCCGGAGCGGCCUCCCGAGAAGCCACGCAAGCAUGACAGCGGUGCAGCGGACCUGGAGAGAGUCACCGACUACGCGGAGGAGAAGGAGAUCCAGAGUUCCAAUCUGGAGACGGCCAUGUCCGUAAUUGGAGAUAGACGGUCCCGGGAGCAGAAAGCCAAACAGGAGCGGGAGAAGGAACUGGCCAAAGUCACCAUUAAGAAGGAAGAUCUGGAGCUGAUAGUAACCCAUACCUGCAUGACUUUGGGAAGAAUGGUUUUGUUGAAGUGAUCCUCCAGGGUAGAGCCCUAUUCCUGGUAAACAAGAGUUCAAGCAGAAGAAGAGAGCCACUAUCCAACCAUCUAUUUGUUCAUCUAUUGGUGUUUCCAGAUAAGACGAAAUCACAGGAAAACAUUCUUGUGAAUACCAACCCUAAUGAUAAAGAAGGUGAGCCUGAAUACAAUGACGUGGAGGAAGACAGGCAGUGAAACAACAGAAAAAAUUCCCCCCAGACAGGCAGACUACAUCCAUCACAAAUUCAUGCUAUUCCACCUCAACUAUAUCCUUAAGGGAAUUAUUUGUAACAGUGCCCAGCACACAAGGGUGACUUAGGUGGGAACAGAAAAUUAAAAUGUUGCUCAAUCCCUCUUUUAGUUCUUCUGGAAUUUUCUAUGGCAGCCUUUAUAUCACCAUAUAACUCAAGCU